This is a messenger RNA of Teleopsis dalmanni, 4448 nucleotides long. RefSeq lists its product as uncharacterized. The record is from RefSeq and is a predicted model, not a curated record. Lineage: Eukaryota; Metazoa; Arthropoda; Insecta; Diptera; Diopsidae. Gene Ontology annotation, biological process: signal transduction.
CUGCUUUUUCUUUUAAUGGCUUUGAAAAAGUAGAAUCUGUACCAGUAAUGUUCCCUUUAGACAUAUGUAUUAUGAAAAUAGAAGAUACUAAGUAUGCAGCUGCCCUACAAAUUGCCAAAGGUGUACGAAAUUUUGUCGUUUUUCGUAUGAACAAUGGCAGCUAUACAAAAAUAGUGGAUUUGUCAACACCGCUGGCUAUAGCAAUGGAUUGCAAAACUUUUGAUGAUAAAGCAUAUGUAGCACUGGCAUUCAACAUAACGAAAUCAGUUGAAUAUGCUAGGGACGCAUCACCAAUAUAUCAAAUUAGUGGCAAUCGUAUGCGUGCUGUUCAAUAUUUUGCUACACCCAAUCUAGUCAAUAUAUAUUUACGUACAACUGGAAAUGAACUAUUUUUACUACAAUCAUUUGAAAAUUCCAAUACGGCACCUAAUCAGAAUUGUCCAUAUUAUAAAUGGUCUGGAACUACAUUUAAUAAAAUGGGUCGCAUACCAUGCAGUAAUGCACGUCAUCUUGAACCAUUUUCAAUUGAUUAUGAAAGUUAUGUCGCUGUAGCUAAUUACGCGAACCAACAUGGCAAAACAAAAACAUAUUCCGAAAUUUAUAAAUUUUCACGCGAAAAACGAAAAUUCGAACUAUUUCAAAAAAUAAAAACAAAUGGUGCUGUCGAUGUCAAAUACUUUAGUGUGCCUAUAAACGAGGUGAAAAAUCAGCAUUUUUUGGUUUUUGGUAAUUCCAUAGGUGCUACACAAACUAAGGGCGGUGAGAAAGAUUUUGAAGCAAAUUCCAUAUUCUAUGUUUUAGAUAAAGGACAAUUUAUACCAUAUCAGCAGUUAUUAUUUUAUGCAGUGGAAAAAUUUUUACCAAUGCAGAACUCUGAUGAGGAAAAAUUCUUGUUGUUGGUAGCUUCUAGUAAUCAAGACACCAAAAUAUUCAAUUUUAACGAUUGGAAGUUUGAAGAAUCAGAUACACAAUAUACAGAAGGUGCUUUAGGCAAAGGCGUUUCACAGAUGCGUGUCUUUAUAGAGAAUGGAGAUAGUUAUUUGGUUAUAGCAAAUGAGCUUAUGGCUGCCAAUGAAACAAAUAUAUUCAAACCUAUUUUUAAGCAAGAGGAACAUGCGAACACUUUAAGGCAGGAAAUUAUUGAUUGGGCAAAAAAUACUUUCGAACGUUUGCAAAGUAUCGAUGUUGAAAAACUAAAACAAGAUGCAGAAGAAAAACUGAAGAUAAUAGGUCGAUUGAAAAUGAAUGUAGACGAUAUAAAACAGGCCAAUAUAAACACCGUGGAGACUAAAACGCUUUCUUAUCCUCCAUUGGGUAUAAAUAAAAAUUAUUUGAAAGCACUCAGUUAUGCAAAUCAAGCAUUAAAUACACUAGCAUCUCAAUUAGAACCCAAACAACAACGAAAACGUGAAGUACACACAGAAAAUCCGGAAAAAUCUGAAGAAAUAGUUAAUCUUGAUAAUGUAUAUGUGAAAACCCUUAUAGUACAAAAUAAGAUUACAUCCAAAAACAUUAAUGGCAUAGAGGUAGCGAAUCCAAUAUUUGAAUCUAUAACUGCUAACGAGACAUAUGUGACUGGUAAAAUUAAGACCCCAAAUUAUGAUGAUGAUAAGCUUACUAUGAAUACAGACAAACUUACUAGUUUAAACGAUGAUGAGUUCGAUGAAAUAAAUGUGGAUGAACUGCAAAUAAGCGGAAAUUUGAAUGAAUAUUCUUGGGAAGAUAUAGUAAACAAUACCUUAAAACGUACUGGCGCACAGAUCAUAAAAGGACCCGCUACAAUAGGCACACUGGUGACUAAAAAUGUUGAGGUUAUAAACAAUCACGUUAAUGACCACAAUUUGAGAAAAUUGGUAUCAAUUAAAGAAGGCAAUUAUGUGAUUAAUCAGGAUAUAGAAUUUGCUGCACCGAUAUCUGCAAAAAAUGUGAUAAUUAAUGAACGUCUAAACAAUAUACAUGUAUAUAAAAAUAAAUUCGAUGUGCUAUUGAAAAAAUCUAAUGAAACACAAAUUGUGGAAGGGCUAAAAACAUUUAAAGAUAUCAAAGUUUUGGAAUCUAUUAUAAUAUCAGGAAAAAUGGAGGGCCCAUAUUUCGAAUCAAUAUCACCAACUAAAACCAUAGAUGAAGAAUUAACACUAACGGGUAAUUAUACAAUAAUCGGGGAUGUAAACAUUUCUAAACUAUUAAAUGUGACUGAUAUUAUUUUUGGAAAUACAACUAAACACUCAACUAAAAAAAUAAUGAAAAAUGGUAUACGUGUGGAUAAUUUGGAGAAUGUGAAUAUAAAAUUUGAACAACCCAUUAUCGCAAAUAAUUCCAUUGUAAGCUUUGUUAAUGGCCAAGAUCUACAGGAUUUAGUAAAAAUAAAUACAGAUGAAGUGCAAUUGGUAACUGGAGAAAAAAUGUUUAAUAAUUCUUUAGACAUUCGAGGUUUUACCGAUUUAAAAUAUCUUAAUGGUAUAAAUGUACAGGAAUUAGAACACGAACUGCUACUAAAGAAUACUAACCAGACUAUCAAGGUUCCCAUGCAUUUUAGCAAAGUAAUAGCACAAGGUAUUAUUGCUGAUAAAAUUACUCUCGGUGACAAGGACUUAGCAACAUUUCUAACUAAAUCCGGCGAUCAACACAUCAAUGGCGAAUUAACUGCUAAAUAUUUACAUGCAAAAAUUGUGAAAACAGAAAAUUUGGACGGAAAUGGAAAUAUUUUUAACGAAUCCUUAUCUCGCCUAUUUCAGCAAAAAGCAAAGCAAUUACCAAUUGCCGACAUUUUACAAAAUAAACAAAAAUUCCCUGGUACCAUAUAUGUCAAAAAUCUAAAGCUCAACACUUCCAUUAACGGCAUGCCAGUAAGCGAAAUCGAACGCAAAUUGGCGCAACUUUAUGGCAACAUUAAAUACGUCGGUAAUUAUAGAUUCAAUCAUAACAUGAAAGUCCGGAAUUUAAGUUUCUAUGGCAAGUUAAAUGACAUAUCCGCCGCCGACUUCGGCCGCUGUUGGUUGCAGAAAUAUGGUGAUCAAACUUUUACAGCACCACAAACAUUUGCUGGAGUAACUGCUAUGAAAGGUGUACUUCUGUCUGGGAAAUUAAAUGGUUAUAAAAUUGAUGAUUUCAUAAAAAACACUUAUUGGAUUAAUCGAACUGAGCAUAUAAAUGAUGUCGUAUUUCUUGAACCAGUACAAAUAGCUGGUGCAUUAUACACACAGACCAUGAAUGGCUUACGUGUACCAGAUGAUAUACUCUUUCGUCAUUCGCAAAGUCCACAAAUACUACGUGAGCCUAUUGUUAUAGAGAAGAAUCUUUUAGUUAAGGGAAAAAUCUAUAACACCACUAUAAUAAAUGAUAUAGAUAUACCUGCACUAGAACGUUUUCUUGAUGAUGAAAGUUAUGAAACUUUACAUGUGGAAAACGCUACAUUCACAUAUGCACCAUACUAUCAAACACUAAAUGGUCACGAUAUCGAAGAGCUCUUAGAUACAGUUUGGCAGCUCAAUGAUGAUGUCGAAUUAAAGCAACGCGUAGUUAUUGAACAUGCCGUCUUUGAGGGUUUAUUGGACUUUAAGGGUACUUUAAAUAAUAUUAAUCUGAACUGGCUGAAAGACAACUAUUUCAGUUUAAGUAAACCGCAAGAAAUAACGACAAAAUUCAUCUUUAAUAAUGAUGUCAUUUUUGAGGAUGUUUUGGAAGCUGAUGAACUACAAGUAUAUGGAUUAAUUACUGACACUGAAAGUCAAACGCAAUUUGAUUUUAAUGAAUUAGUCUCAAAUGCAGUGAAAACUACUGGUCCACACUAUAUAAGCGGUGAAUGGAAAAUAAAAGAAGUAAAUGUACUCGGUAAUUUAAAUAAUGUUGAAAUAAACAAUUUGAAUUUAAUUGAUGAUGUUGUACGACAUGAUGAACCUAUAAAUAUUGUUGUGGCACCAAAACAUACGGAAUCCAUAAUUAUUGAAAACAUUUAUAUUAGUCCUACAAGUACAAUUAAUGAUGUAAAUAUUGCAAAUUGGAUUGCUGAUUCUAUAAAAAUAGAAGGCGAUUAUAUAAUUGAAGGCGUUAGAAAUACAGACAAAGGGAACAUAAAGCAUAAUAUGGAUGUAAAUGAAUCAUACAAUGUUGAGGAAGAUUUUCUAAAACUAGCAAAGUGGAAACGUGAUAUUGAAAACCCAAAUAAAAAUUUCCAAAACAAUUUUAUAUGUGAUAAUUUAACUAUUAUCGAAAAACAUAUAAACAAAUUAAAACAAACUAUAAUAGUUCAAUAUAAUGCCUUCCAUCAUUUCAAACUUCGACAAGUUUUAUGGUCAAGCAACGCUACUACAAUUAUUCCAAUUACUCUACAAUAUAAUGAAUCUCUAACACAUGUUAUAGCUGUUGGCAGUCAAAAUAAUAAAAGUGCUAUGCAAUUUUAUCGCUGGAAUGCAGAAUUCCAAAAGUUUAUACACGAAAAUCGUAAGUAA